CUCAGAGCUAAUAGCCUAGCAGCCCGUGCGACUCCAAAACCUGCCCUGGGGUUAGCCCGUUCAGCUGCGGCACCCCAGGGGUCACCCCAAGGCGGUGUAGCUCUGGGCAGGGGAGACCAUGGCCCGCCUCUUCAGUCCGCGGCCGCCUCCCAGCGAAGACCUCUUCUACGAGACCUACUACAGCCUGAGCCAGCAGUACCCACUGCUGCUACUGCUGCUGGUGAUCGUGCUCUUCGGGCUCUUGGCGCUGCUCGCUGUUGCCUGGGCCAGUGGCAGGGAGCUGGCCUCAGACCCGGGCUUCCUGACCACUAUGCUGUGUGGGCUGGGCGGCUUCUCGCUGCUGCUGGGCCUGGCUUCCCGCGAGCAGCGACUGCAGCGCUGGACGCGUCCCCUGUCGGGCCUCGUGUGGGCAGCGCUGCUCGCGCUAGGCCACGGCUUCCUCUUCACCGGGGGCGUGGUGAGCGCCUGGGACCAGGUGUCCUUUUUCCUUUUUGUCAUCUUCACCGUGUAUGCCAUGUUGCCCUUGGGCAUGCGGGACGCCGCCGCCGCGGGUCUCGCCUCUUCACUCUCACACCUGCUGGUCCUCGGGCUGUAUCUUGGGCCUCAGCCGGACUCACAGCCCGCGCUGCUGCCGCAGAGUCCUCCUCAGCCCUCUCAGAGACCAAUCCAGCUACACACAAUAGCUCCCCGACCCCAGGGUCCAGCGCCCUCUGAGGCUGACCCUUCCGCACAGCUGGCGGCAAACGCGGUGUUGUUCCUGUGCGGGAACGUGGCCGGAGCAUACCACAAGGCGCUGAUGGAGCGCGCCCUGCGCGCCACGUUCCGGGAGGCGCUCAGUUCCCUGCACUCCCGCCGGAGACUCGACACCGAGAAGAAGCACCAGGAACACCUUCUCUUGUCCAUCCUUCCUGCCUACCUGGCCCGAGAGAUGAAGGCGGAGAUCAUGGCACGGCUGCAGGCUGGACAGGGGUCACGGCCAGAGAGCACCAACAACUUCCACAGCCUCUAUGUCAAGAGGCACCAGGGAGUGAGCGUGCUGUAUGCUGACAUCGUGGGCUUCACGCGGCUGGCCAGUGAGUGCUCCCCUAAGGAGUUGGUGCUCAUGCUCAACGAGCUCUUUGGCAAGUUCGACCAGAUCGCCAAGGAGCAUGAAUGCAUGCGGAUCAAGAUCCUGGGAGACUGUUACUACUGUGUCUCUGGGCUGCCGCUCUCGCUGCCGGACCACGCCAUCAACUGCGUGCGCAUGGGGCUGGACAUGUGCCGGGCCAUCAGGAAACUUCGGGCAGCCACUGGCGUGGAUAUCAACAUGCGUGUGGGUGUGCACUCGGGCAGCGUGCUCUGCGGAGUCAUCGGGCUGCAGAAAUGGCAGUAUGAUGUCUGGUCCCAUGACGUCACUCUGGCCAACCACAUGGAGGCGAGUGGAAUGCCAGGACGAGUACAUAUCACAGGGGCUACGCUGGCACUGCUGGCAGGGGCUUAUGCUGUGGAGGAUGCAGCCAUGGAACACGGGGACCCAUACCUUCGGGAGCUAGGGGAGCCGACCUACCUUGUCAUCGAUCCCCGGGCUAAGGAGGAGGACGAGAAGGGCACUGCAGGCGGGUUACUGUCCUCUCUUGAGGGCCCCAAGAUGCGUCCAUCACUGCUGAUGACCCGCUACUUGGAGUCCUGGGGUGCAGCCAAGCCUUUCGCCCACCUGAGCCAUGUGGAGAGCCCUGUGUCCACCUCCACCCCUCUCCCGGAGAAGGCCCUGUCUUCCUUCAGCCCCCAGUGGAGCCUGGACCGGAGCCGUACCCCCCGGGGACUAGAUGAUGAACUAGACACCGGGGAUGCCAAGUUCUUCCAAGUCAUCGAACAGCUCAACUCUCAGAAACAGUGGAAACAGUCAGAGGACUUCAACCCAUUGACACUGUACUUCAGAGAGAAGGAGAUGGAGAAAGAGUAUCGGCUCUCUGCACUCCCCGCCUUCAAAUACUAUGCAGCCUGCACCUUCCUGGUUUUUUUCUCCAACUUCAUCAUCCAGAUGCUGGUGACAAACAGGCCCCCAGCUCUGACCAUCACCUAUAGCAUCACCUUCCUCCUCUUCUUCCUCCUCCUCUUCGUCUGCUUCUCAGAGCACCUGACGAAGUGUGUCUUGAAAGGCCCCAAGAUGCUGCACUGGCUGCCCACACUGUCUGUCCUGGUGGCCACACGGCCUGGACUGCGAGUUGCCCUGGGCACCGCUACCAUCCUGCUCAUCUUCUCCAUGGCCAUUACCAGCCUGGUCUUCUUACCGGCAGCAUCAAACUGCCCUUUCCGGGCUCCCAAUGUGUCCUCCACGGCUUCCAACCUCUCCUGGGAGCUCCCUGGGUCCCUGCCUCUCAUCAGCGUCCCAUACUCCAUGCACUGCUGCGUGCUGGGGUUCCUCUCCUGCUCCCUCUUCCUGCACAUGAGCUUCGAGCUGAAGCUGCUGCUGCUCCUGCUGUGGCUGGCAGCCUCCUGCUCCCUCUUCCUGCACUCCCACGCCUGGCUGUCCGACUGUCUCAUCGCCCGCCUCUAUCUGGGCACCUUGGACUCCAGGCCAGGGGUGCUGAAGGAGCCUAAACUGAUGGGAGCGAUCUCCUUCUUCAUCUUCUUCUUCACCCUCCUGGUCCUGGCUCGGCAGAAUGAGUAUUACUGCCGCCUGGACUUCCUGUGGAAGAAGAAACUGAGGCAGGAGCAGGAGGAGACAGAGACGAUGGAAAACCUGACUCGGCUACUCUUGGAGAACGUGCUCCCCGCGCACGUAGCCCCCCAGUUCAUCGGCCAGAAUCGGCGCAACGAGGACCUCUACCACCAGUCCUACGAGUGUGUUUGUGUCCUCUUCGCCUCAGUCCCAGACUUUAAGGAGUUUUACUCUGAAUCCAGCAUCAACCACGAGGGGCUAGAGUGUCUGCGGCUGCUCAAUGAGAUAAUUGCUGAUUUUGAUGAGCUGCUCUCCAAGCCCAAGUUCAGUGGGGUGGAGAAAAUCAAAACUAUCUGCAGCACCUACAUGGCAGCUACAGGCUUGAACGCCACCUCCGGACAGGAUGCACAGCAGGAUGCUGAGCAAAGCUGCAGCCACCUUGGCACCAUGGUAGAGUUUGCCGUGGCCCUUGGGUCUAAGCUGGACGUCAUCAACAAGCACUCAUUCAACAACUUCCGCUUGCGUGUGGGGUUAAACCACGGACCUGUAGUGGCCGGAGUGAUUGGGGCCCAGAAACCACAAUAUGACAUCUGGGGCAACACGGUGAACGUGGCCAGCCGAAUGGAGAGUACAGGCGUCCUGGGCAAGAUCCAAGUGACCGAAGAGACAGCCUGCGCCCUGCAGUCCUUAGGCUACACCUGCUACAGCCGGGGCAUCAUCAAGGUCAAAGGCAAAGGGCAGCUCUGCACCUACUUCCUGAACACAGAUUUGACACGAACUGGACCUCCCUCGGCCACCCUAGGCUGAGAACCCCACCCCCUCCUCCCACCUAUAAGAUCCUCAAUA
This is a messenger RNA of Balaenoptera acutorostrata (minke whale), 3487 nucleotides long. It is a transcript of the gene ADCY4, whose product is annotated as adenylate cyclase 4. The record is from RefSeq and is a predicted model, not a curated record. The coding region runs from base 119 to 3448 and encodes 1109 amino acids. Gene Ontology annotation, molecular function: adenylate cyclase activity. Gene Ontology annotation, cellular component: plasma membrane. The transcript is spliced from 26 exons. Lineage: Eukaryota; Metazoa; Chordata; Mammalia; Artiodactyla; Balaenopteridae. Gene Ontology annotation, biological process: adenylate cyclase-activating G protein-coupled receptor signaling pathway; cAMP biosynthetic process; adenylate cyclase-inhibiting G protein-coupled receptor signaling pathway.